UUUUUUUUUUUUUUGCGAGAAAUCUCCUAGCCUGGCAACGACGAAGGCAAAUAUAGAUCGCAGAUAGCAGCCUCUAUAAUCUUCCUUUUCUCCGCUAGUUUAUUUGUGAAUACUGGCUGUAUUUACCCUUAACACCGCCAUGAGUGAAGAAACCAACGGGGUUUCCCCCGAGGCACCGGAGAGAUGCGCCAUCGGAUUAUCGUUUGGCAACACCAACAGCUCGAUUGCGUAUACAUCACCAGAAGGAAAAGCAGAAGUCAUAGCUAAUGAGGACGGAGAUCGCCAUAUUCCGUCGAUCAUUUCAUACGUAGAUGGUGAAGAAUACGAUGGGAACCAAGCCAAAGCACAGCUUGUCCGAAAUUCCUCGAACACUGUUGCUUACUUCAGAGAUUUCCUGGGAAAAGACUUUAAAUCGAUAGACCCUACCCCUUGCCAUGCGUCUGCUCACCCCCAAUUACAUGAUUCCACCGUGGCUUUCACAAUCCGCGACACUACGAACGAAGAGCCUAGCACAUUGACUGUCUCAGAAAUAACAACACGCCACCUGCGUUGUCUCCGACGGUCUGCCUCGGACUUCCUAGGAAAAGAUGUGAAUGCAGCCGUUUUGACUGUGCCAACAAACUUCUCAGAUGCUCAGCGCAACGCCUUCUCCGCAGCAGCCAAAGAUGCUGGCAUUGACGUUCUGCAGUUCAUCCCUGAGCCAGUCGCUUCUCUACUAGCGUACGAUGCCCGUCCUGAGGCCGUAGUGAAGGACAAGUUAGUUGUGGUGGCCGAUCUAGGUGGCACGAGGUCGGACGUUGCCGUGAUUGCAUCGCGGGGCGGAAUGUACACCAUUCUAGCCACUGCGCAUGAUUAUGAGCUGGGAGGUGCCCAAUUGGACCAAAUAUUGAUUGAUCAUUUCGCCAAGGAAUUCAUAAAGAAACACAAAACAGACCCAAGGGAAAAUGCUAGGAGUUUGGCCAAGCUGAAAUUAGAAGCGGAACAAACUAAGAAGGCUUUGAGCUUGGGUACCAAUGCCACUCUCAGCAUCGAAAGCCUUUCCAAUGGAAUAGACUUUAGCUCUACUGUCAAUAGAACAAGAUAUGAGCUUCUGUCGGGGAAAAUUUUCGCGAGUUUUGUUAAGUUGAUUGAAGAGUCCGUGAAAAAGGCCGAUCUUGACAUCCUGGAUAUUGAUGAGGUUAUCCUUUCCGGCGGAACAUCCCACACUCCAAAGAUUGCACGACUCGUCCAAUCUCUUUUCCCCGCCACAACAACAGUCCUUGCCCCAUCCACAUCGCCCAUCGCCAUCAACCCAUCCGACUUACCCGCCCGAGGCGCGGCUAUCCAAGCCUCCCUAAUCGAGGAGUUUGAAAAGGACGACAUCGAGCAAUCGAGCCACCCCAUGGUCACCGUCACCCCGCACCUCGAAAAAGCCAUCGGCAUCCAACUGAUCUCCGCCACCGAUGACGCACACGCCAUCUUCAAACCACUCCUCAACGCUGAAACCGCGCUCCCCGCCCGGCGCAUUGCUCAAUACGCCGUCCCCAAGGCCGGCGGCGAUAUUCUCGUCCGUGUCUGCGAAGGCAUCCGUGAGAUCAAAGUUACGAAACCGGAACCCAAGCCGAAGCAACCUGCCAAGGACGACGGCGAGGACGACGACGAUGAUUCAGAUUUCGACUCCGAUGAUGAUGACGAGGAGGAAGAAGUGCGAGAAGUGGUAUGGAAGGUAUCGAAACCUAUUGCGGAAUUUGCCAUUAAGGGUGUCAAGGCCAACGGGAAGGUUGAGGUUAUGGUGGCCGUGAGUGAGCAGCUGGCGGUCCAAAUAACGGCUCGGGAAGUCGGUGGAAAGGGUGGUGUCCGGGGUAUGGUGGAUGCGCCAAAGGCGGCGGAGAAUGGAAGUGCGUAAAGCUAUGUGUGCUUUCAGUUCACUUUAUUUUUUUCGUCCGAUUUCUUGUCUUUUACUCGUUCAAGCAUCCCUGCCUUACCCUACUUUCCUUUUGGUAAAUACAAAAUUAGAUCAAUAGAUAAUGUAUGUGUCAGACUUUGUCUUGUGUUACAAAGUUUUUUUUCUUUCUUCCUGUUACCCUUUUACCCUUUUUUUAUUUUUUUUCCCCCCAUUACAGGAUGAAGUUCAAAAAUAAAUACAUUAGAUAUUAUUCUCGGUAUUAAGAUUGCCGAAUCACAGUGAAGGAAUCGCAAAUCAACAGAACCAACCUCCCUCCCUCCCCCACUCCCCCGUUUUACCGAAAUAUCCAUACCGCCCCCAGCCCAUCAGAAACCCCUGGACAGGAAAAUUAGAAGGCCAUAAAAAGCCCCUUUAGAAUCCACAUGUUCAAAGUGGAGACAGCGCGAAUGAAGCAUAAACGCAAAAACG
Molecule: messenger RNA, 2353 nt
Organism: Blastomyces dermatitidis ER-3
Lineage: Eukaryota; Fungi; Ascomycota; Eurotiomycetes; Onygenales; Ajellomycetaceae
Product: hsp78-like protein
Exons: 5
Coding region: 140-1885 (581 amino acids)
Biological process (GO): protein folding
Cellular component (GO): cytosol; nucleus
Molecular function (GO): ATP binding; ATP-dependent protein folding chaperone
Source: RefSeq, a predicted model, not a curated record